AUGUCUACCAGAGCAGUCGCACAUCUUCCUCCUACGCCACCCUCAGAACCUAGCACCAUGACGGCGACAGCACCAACAUCAGCAUCCAUGGAACAGACGAAACAUAUCUGGGUUAUAACAGGGCCGGCAGGAUGCGGAAAGACUUCUGUGGCCGAACACCUACAUCAACAACUAUCACUACCAUAUCUUGAAGGCGAUACUUUCCACACGCCCGAGAACGUCCAAAAAAUGGCCGACGGCCAACCCCUCACAGACGCCGACAGAUGGGACUGGCUAAUCCUCCUCCGCGAACAAUCCAUCCUGACCCUCUCCAAACCCACCUCCACCAGCACAACCACAACCUCAACCCCAUCCGGCGUAAUAGUAACCUGCUCCGCCCUGAAACGCAAAUACCGCGACGUCCUACGCAUCGCGACCUACCACCGCCCGGACAUAAAAGUGCACUUCGUCUUCCUCCAAGCCUCCGAGUCAGCGCUGAUGGAUCGUGUACGGGGGAGGCAGAACCAUUAUAUGAAGGACUAUAUGGUGCAUUCUCAAUUUCAGAGUUUGGAGGCGCCGAUGGAGGAUGAGUUGGGGAAUGAUGUUCUGGCUGUGGAUGCUAGUGGGAACAGUGUUGACGUACAGAAUCUGGCGUUGAGCGCUGUGAGCAAAGCGUUGAAAGGUGGUAGGUAG
Recurvomyces mirabilis is the source of this 672-nucleotide messenger RNA. RefSeq lists its product as uncharacterized. The coding region runs from base 1 to 672 and encodes 223 amino acids. Lineage: Eukaryota; Fungi; Ascomycota; Dothideomycetes; Mycosphaerellales; Teratosphaeriaceae. The record is from RefSeq and is a predicted model, not a curated record. The transcript is spliced from 2 exons. Gene Ontology annotation, cellular component: cytoplasm. Gene Ontology annotation, molecular function: gluconokinase activity.